Molecule: messenger RNA, 3525 nt
Organism: Amorphotheca resinae ATCC 22711
Lineage: Eukaryota; Fungi; Ascomycota; Leotiomycetes; Helotiales; Amorphothecaceae
Exons: 2
Coding region: 201-3458 (1085 amino acids)
Biological process (GO): transmembrane transport
Molecular function (GO): oligopeptide transmembrane transporter activity
Source: RefSeq, a predicted model, not a curated record
GUCCUUAUCCACCCUCGUUGUGACUUGUCGCACUCCCAUUCAAGCCCCCCACUGGAGCUCCAAUCGGUGAUCCUGCCCCCUCCUGGCUAUCUGAUAUCCGUUCUUGAGCAGGGUCACGCAUCUCGCGCCGUAUUGCUACGGGUGUUGCCGCCUGCUGUGAGCAGUUCCCGCUUGGCGGCACAGUAAUGAUCUAGCUGCAUAUGCAUUCCGCGCAGCUUUCAGAUGGCGGUCUACCACAUCCCAACGAUCCCAGCUCCGUCUACAGUAGUACAAGUAUAGGACGCGCCGAUAUCCCACUCUCUUCGCUCCGCCCAUCGUUGACGAACAGCCGCGCAUUGUUGCAUCGACUCUCCGACGAGGAACCCGACCCCGAGUCCACGUCCGCCCUCCUUCGACAACACCUCCGUGACUCCGCCUCGAGCGACGACGAUGAUGCUCCAACCGAUGACAACAAUCCACAGCAUUUAGGCACCUGGCAGAGAUUCUUCGGGCUAAUGUCCAAGGCUCCUCUUCUUCUGCGGUCGUCGCCAGGGUUUGGCACAGGCUCAUAUGGAGCGGCUCCCGUGGGAGCUUCUUCGGAGAACAGCGACGAGGAAGAUAAUGAUGUUGUGAGGCGCAGAGGGAAAAAGAAGGCAAAGCAAUCGGGAUUAAGAAAUGCUGUUGGCUCGAGCAUUCGCAGUACCUCCAAUCAUGUCGUCUCCAAUCCGGAUAUACCCUCACAUAUGGGCAGCCGAAGGCCAUCGAGCUCUGGAAGACCAUGGAGCUCUUCUGGGAGACCAUCGAGUUCCGGAAGGCCAUGGAGCUCCUCCGGGAGACCAUCAAGUUCCGGAAGACCAUGGGGCUCUAGGAGGCCAUCAACACGAACUGGCUCCGAGGAAGGCGAGGAAAUAGUAGAUGAUAUUGGACUUGAGGACAGGUUCAAUGCUGUCGGGUUGCCGAUAUCUGAUGCUACUGGAUAUGGGGAAUCUAGCAGAAGCAAAGGCGAUGCGUCCACGCCAUCAGACAACCUAGAAGAAGCAGUGACUGAAGACGACACCGAGGACGAAUACGAAGAUGAAGAUCCCCCGGAUAACUCCCCAUAUGCCCAAGUUCGAGCAUCAGUAUCUGCCAUCGACAAUACAACAUUGUCCAUUAAUACUCCUCGGAUGUGGACGCUUUCCAUGUUGUUUGCAAUCCUCGGAUCGUCCACAAAUCUUUUCUUUUCCUUACGAUACCCAAGUGUUUCUAUUACACCAGUUAUAGCGCUUCUGCUUGUCCAUCCUCUUGGGCUCCUCUGGGAUCGAUUACUCAAACGACAAGACGACCCUGACGAGGAAUUUAUAGAUGGUGUAAGGCAAACUUCGAACCUCAACACGAAUCAAAAUAAUGCAUCGGGGAACUCUGCAUCUCUACACUUAAAAUCUCCCAGCCUCUCUCGCCGUUUCCGAUUGUGGCUUGCUCAAGGGCGAUGGAACGAGAAGGAGCACAGCUGUGUCUACAUCAGCAGCAACGUGUCUUUCGGAUUUGCCUUCGCUACAGAUGUCAUCGUCGAGCAGACACACUUUUACAAACAGGAAGUCAGCAUCAUAUACCAGCUGCUUCUCAUCCUUUCCACCCAAAUCCUUGGAUAUACCUUUGCUGGCUUGGCUAGAAGAUUUCUGGUCCGACCGGGAGGGAUGAUCUGGCCGGGCACGCUCAUGUCUGCUGCUAUGUUUACAACGUUGCACAAAGAAGAGAACAAGGUCGCCAACGGCUGGAAAAUGACUCGCUGGAAAUUUUUCUUCGUCGUUUGGAUAUCAGCCUUUCUGUUCUACUUCCUACCUGGUCUUCUCAUGCCCGCAUUGAGCUAUUUCAAUGUCAUCACCUGGUUUGCUCCGGAUAAUGUGAUAGUCGCCAAUCUAUUCGGUGUCUCUUCCGGCCUUGGUAUCUUUCCUGUAACUUUUGAUUGGGCACAGAUUGCUUAUAUUGGGUCACCGCUGCUGACUCCUUUUUGGGCCGCCAUGAACGUCGUGGGAGGUCUUGUUAUCGUCAUGUGGAUCAUCGCCCCUAUCGCAUAUUAUAGCAACGCAUUCUUCUCGUCCUAUAUGCCGAUCCUCUCAUCUUCCGUCUUCGACAAUAGGGGCAAAAUAUAUGAUGUCAGCAAGAUAUUGACACCGGAUUUCCUAUUCGAUAGAGAAGCAUACCGUAAUUAUAGUCGGGUAUACUUGCCAAUUACAUACGUCCUGAGCUAUGGGCUGCAAUUUGCUGCUCUCGCAUCUCUCUUGACGCAUACCACUUGCUGGCAUGGUAAGGAUAUUUGGAGGCAAUGGAAGAGAUCUCUGAAGGAGGUUGGGGGUGAAUCCAAAACUUCAUAUGAGGCGAUCCCCGAACCUAAUGGAGGAGUGACCAGUAGUUCAUCGUCUUCGAGUAGAAGCCGCGGACUGAGAUUGGAGAGGAGCGACUCGCAUAUGGAAAACAUCAUCAGUCAAGAGGAUGUUCACAAUCGUCUGAUGAAGAGGUAUAAGGAUGCGCCACUUAGUUGGUAUCUCAUCACAUUCGUGAGCAUGACUGCAGUUGGAAUAUUCGUUGUCGAAUAUUACCCGGUGCAUCUUCCAUGGUACGGGCUCCUCCUUGCCCUCGCGAUAUGCACGAUUUUAUUCAUCCCAAUCGGUAUUGUCAUGGCGAUCACCAAUCAACACAGCAGCAUCUACCUAAUCUGCCAACUUGUCUGCGGUGCAGUCUUCCCAGGCCGUCCUGUUGCAAACAUGGUUUUCGUGACUUAUGGCUACAUAUCUUCGGCCCAGGGCAUCAAGUUCUCCGCCGAUCUAAAACUCGGUCACUACAUGAAGAUUCCUCCCCGGAUCCUUUUCGCUGUUCAAAUGGUUGCGACUGUUGUGUCCUCAUUCACUCAAAUCGGAGUCCUGAACUGGAUGUUCGCUCACGUACCAAAAAUGUGUACGCCGGAAGCCAUCAACGGCUUCACAUGCCCCAUAGCUCGCGUCCACUUCAAUGGCAGCAUACUCUGGGGAGUUGUCGGCCCGAAGGAGUUCUUCGGAUCAAAAGCAACGUACCAUGCUCUCGUAUGGUGUUUCCCACUAGGUGCGAUUGCGCCAAUCCUGCUGUGGUUGUACGCGCGGAAUAAGAAGAAGAGCUUUGUCCGGAAGAUCAAUCUCCCGGUUCUAUUUGGAAGUCUCAGCUGGAUUCCGCCAGCUACGGGGCUCAAUUUUUCCGUUUGGGCCUUGGUAUGCUACAUCUUCAACUACUCGAUUAAACGCAGAGCAACGGCAUGGUGGGCUAAAUACACCAUGACAUUGAGUGCUGCUCUGGAUUCUGGCUUAGCUUUCGGGCUGGUGGUUGUGUUUUUUGGAUUCGUCUUCCCAGGCUGGAUGAAGAAUUUCAAAUGGUGGGGCACAGAGAUUUAUAAACAAGGUUGCGAUUGGCAGGCGUGUCCGUACAAGAAUGUGCCGGAGGGAGGCCACUUUGGUCCCGAUACCUGGUGAGCGUUGAUCGCGCACUUGAAUAGUUUACGUACGCGUUCCCAUUCUGUGGGAUUUAUGAGUGACAUGU